CGGAGCUCCCGCGGCACCGGCGGAGCGGCGCGGGCUGCGGGCGGACGGGCGGCGCGGCUCUCCCGGAGCCCCGGGACUGCCACAGAACACUGUGAAAUUAUCAUCAGUGGUAAAUACGGGUUCAGAAAAACGUGAUGACUUCAGGGAUUCUAUUGAGACGUUUUUAAAUGGUUUUGAGUGAUGUAAUCAGGUUAAAUACAAGGGGUGAUUUUGCAAAGUGGACAGUAAUGGAGUAUAUGAGCACGGGUAGUGAUAGCAAAGAGGAGAUUGACUUGCUGCUAGCUGAUCUAAAUAUGUCUGAGGUGAUAGCCAUCAUGGAGAACCAUUAUCCGGGUGAAGACAUUGCUGUCUAUGAAGACAGCUUAAUUACUAUGUGUGAAGAGGCAAAUCAAAAUGAUGAACGUGCAGAAUCAUUACUGUUUUGUGAAGGGGAGGUCUCUUUGAUGUCCUCUGUCAAAUACGGGACUGUGGAAGACCUACUUGCUUUUGCCAAUCAGGUGUCUAACACUGCAAAGCAAUUUAAAGGAUGCAGACAACAGGAAUCUGGAAUCCUCUUGAAUAUGAUCACACCCAAGAACGGGCGCUAUCAAAUUGACUCCGAUGUGCUCCUGUUUCCAUGGAAGUUGACUUACAGGAAUAUUGGUUCUGAUUUUAUUCCUCGAGGAGCUUUUGGGAAAGUGUACUUAGCCCAAGACAGAGAAACCAAGAAACGAAUGGCAUGCAAAUUGGUCCCAGUGGAGCAGUUCAAACCAUCAGAUGUUGAAAUACAGGCAUGUUUCCGUCAUGAAAACAUUGCUGAAUUAUACGGCGCUAUUUUGUGGGAUGAGACAAUCCAUCUCUUCAUGGAAGCUGGAGAGGGAGGAUCUGUCAUGGAAAAGCUGGAGAGCUGUGGGCCUAUGAGGGAGUUUGAAAUAAUUUGGGUGACAAAGCAUAUUCUGAAAGGACUUGACUUUCUCCACUCGAAGAGGAUUAUCCACCAUGAUAUCAAACCAAGCAACAUUGUCUUUAUGUCAACUAAGGCUGUUUUGGUGGAUUUUGGCCUAAGUGUUCAAAUGACUGAAGACAUUUACUAUCCCAAAGAUCUUAGAGGAACAGAGAUUUACAUGAGCCCUGAAGUUAUCCUUUGCAGAGGCCACACAACAAAAGCAGACAUCUACAGCAUGGGAGCUACUAUUAUUCAUAUGCAAACGGGCAUCCCGCCCUGGGUGAACAGAUACCCUCGUUCUGCAUAUCCCUCCUACCUCUACAUCAUACACAAGCAAGCUCCCCCCUUAGAGGAUAUUGCUGAGGACUGCAGCACUUCCAUGAGAGAGUUGCUAGAAGCAGCUCUGGACAGGAACCCUAAUCACAGGCUGUCUGCAGCAGACCUACUGAAGCACGAGGCCUUGCACCCACCCCCGGAGGAGCAGCCGCGGUGCCAGAGCCUGGACUCGGCGCUGUUUGAAAGGAAAAGGCUGCUCGCCAGGAAGGAUCUGCAGCUGCCAGAAAAUAUCACAGAUUCCUCAUUGUGUAAUGGGAGCAUGGAAGAGUCAGACCUGCUAAAGAGACAAAGAUCUCUCUACAUAGACCUUGGAGCUCUAGCUGGUUACUUCAAUAUUGUUAGGGGACCACCAGCCUUAGAAUAUGACUGA
Molecule: messenger RNA, 1631 nt
Organism: Camarhynchus parvulus
Lineage: Eukaryota; Metazoa; Chordata; Aves; Passeriformes; Thraupidae
Gene: MAP3K8
Product: mitogen-activated protein kinase kinase kinase 8
Exons: 9
Coding region: 168-1631 (487 amino acids)
Biological process (GO): protein phosphorylation
Molecular function (GO): ATP binding; protein kinase activity
Source: RefSeq, a predicted model, not a curated record